AUUUCCAUGUCUGGAAUUCUGGUUGGCCGGCUUGGCUUGGUCUUUGUCCAAAGCCUGUGCGUGAUCUCGGAAGCUUGCCUGGGUGGUUUUAGAAACGGGGACCUCGCGGAGAAGACAAACCACGCUAACGCACAGUCCUCCGGAGCAAAGCGACCAACUCAGCCCUGUCUCCCAGCCGGGCACACAUCGAAAGCAGCUAAAAUUGAACUUUCGUGGCUUCUCCAUUGCUCUUUUAAUAUUGUCCUACAAGCUAUUUUUUUUGUUGACAUUAAUCAACUUGGCAGACUUUUUUUUUUUCUUGAAGAUAAUCAAAGCAAUCCUUUUUAUAAAAAACUUUUUUUUAACACAAACUUUUUAAAUCAAUUCUCUCUCUCUUAUUUUUUAAAGGAGAACUUUGAUUUUGAAGUCGUCUUGAAAAAAAAAACAGAAGGAAAAAAUAUUUUAUUUGAAGAAAUACUAAAGAGAAAAAAAAACGUAAUAUUGAUGGUGGUUUGUCUUUUUUUCUUUCUUUUUUUUUUUUUGCAAACACCAGACAGUAAAUCUCCGAUUCCAAAACGAGGGCCCCGGACGGACUGUGCGUUUGGGAAAGUCUAUAGCACAACACAGCAAACUAUCAAAAACCGCUGCACAGCUUUUGCAGUUGUGAAAAAGUUGAACUAGUGUUUUAAUCGAUUCUCUUUUAGGUCCUACAUUUUUUAAUUGUCCUCACACUAUGGCUGGGAUCAACGUGCUGUCUCUGGUUUGGGCUUCUGCUGUGCUUUUGGUUGCGGUGCGUGCAGAACUGAAGACCAGAACCUGCACCGAAGUGAGGCUCGCGUACGGGUCCAAGGGUUUUAAUCACAAUGACGUACCACACCAAGGAGUGAACGGUGCCCAGUUGAAGGUGUGCCCGCAGGGCUUCACAUGCUGCACCCCUGAGAUGGAGGAGAAGCUGAGCCAGCAGAGCCGCACUGACCUCCGAGCCCCAGUGACCCAGCUGAGCUCCAACCUGCAGAGCACCUUCACACAGCGCCACCGUCGCUUUGACCAGUUCUUCAAGGAGCUGCUGGACAACGCGGAGCGCUCCCUGCACGACAUGUUCACCCGGACGUACGGAGUCAUGUACGUGCAGAACGCAGAGCUCUUCAAGCAGUUCUUCCAGGACCUCAAGCGCUACUACGUGAGCGGGGGGGUGAACCUGGAGCAGAUGCUGUCCGAGUUCUGGGCUGGGCUGCUGGAGCGCAUGUUCAAGCUGGUCAAUGUCCAGUACCAUUUCACUGAGGAGUACAUGGAGUGUGUCAGCAAGCACACUGAGCAGCUCAAGCCCUUCGGAGACGUGCCUCGCAAGCUCAAACUGCAGGUCACGCGCUCCUUUGUGGCGGCCAGGACUUUCGCACAGGGGCUGGCGGUCAUUGGCGACGUGGUCAGCAAAGUGUCCACGGUGAACGCAUCUCCGGACUGCGUGAGAGCUGCCAUGAAGAUGAUGUACUGUCCCUACUGCAGCGGGCAGGUGGCACUCAAGCCCUGCCCCAAUUACUGCCUCAACGUGAUGAAGGGCUGCCUCGCGAACCAGGCCGACAUGGACACGGAGUGGAACAACGUCAUGGAUGCCAUGCUGAACCUGGCAGAGAGACUAGAGGGCCCCUUCAACAUUGAGGCUGUGAUGGACCCCAUUGAUGUCAAGAUCUCAGAUGCCAUCAUGAACAUGCAAGAAAACAGCAUGCAGGUCUCCCAGAAGGUGUUCCAGGGGUGUGGGCAGCCCAGGCCUGCUGUUCCAGAUCGCGUCUCGCGCUCGGCUCCUGAUGGCGGGUUCAAUGCCAGGUUCCGCCCCUACAACCCGGAGGAGAGGCCCACUACUGCAGCGGGCACCAGCCUUGACAGACUGGUCCCUGAUGUGAAGAAGCACCUCAAACUGGCAAAGAAGUUCUGGUCCACGCUGCCGGAGAGCGUGUGCGCGGGAGAGCUGAUAAGCGCUGGAGACGAGUGCUGGAACGGCACAGCAAAGAGCAGGUACGAUUCUGUGGUGAUGGGAAAUGGUUUAGCCAACCAGGUGGCCAACCCCGAUGUGGAGGUUGACAUCACCAAGCCGGACUUGGUGAUUCGCCAACAGAUAAUGGUGCUCCGCCUGAUGACCAACAGGCUGAAGAGCGCCCACAACGGCCAUGAUGUCACCUUCUUUGACAUGAGUGAGGAUGGCAGCGGGGAGGAGAGUGGCAGCGGGUGCGAGGGCCAGCAUUGUACGUCCGAUUUCGUCUUCACCCCCACCAUCACCAAGAUCCCUCCAGUGAUCGUGAGAUUGGGUGAAGCUUCGGGGGCAGUCAGUCUGCCACUGACCAGCUUUGUCCUGCUGCUGGGAGCUGCAGCUCUGGCCAUGCUGGCCUCUCGGAGAUAAUCUCUCUGGCGGUAGUAGGAGGACUUUGUCAACGCACAGAGACUGUCUUAAAGAACAUGGUCAGCACCUGGCCUUUGUUUGUCAUCUGGGGACUUGUGCUUUUUUAUUUUAGAAACCAAUUAUUCAACGGACAUCAGUGUACAGCUUAGGGCCUCCAACCCAACCACUUUUUUUUUUUUUUUUUUAAACAGCAUUUUGUUUUGCCAUUCAAAAAAUGUAAAUAGUCACCCUGUGUGUGAGUGAGUGUGUGUGUGAGAGAGAGAGAGAGAGAAUGCAUAAAUCAGUUUUCAGUUAAUGGGUUCCGCCCCUCUCGCCACCACACGUGCCCCCAUUGCUUCUGUUAAAAUAACUUAUUUUGAGGUUUGUGAUAUUCAUAAACCUCCAGUGAGAAUCCCUGAUAUAUAAUACUAGCAAGAGUUGUGGGUCUGAUGGUCCUUUUCUUAAAAUAAAAUAAAUGGGUCUUGAUUGUUGCAUUGUACAUAUAGAUUAAUAGGUCCUGGGGAACUCUGUGUUCAUCCCUGAUCAGAAACACACCCAGCAGCUUCCUAGUGGUGUUGGUGUGAAGUCUGCAGGCUGAGGUACAGUGUAAGCAAGCAGGGUGCCCAGGAUGGGUCACUCAGAAAUCGCUUGAACCCCCUGCAGACCGUGCAUGCAGGUGAUGAGUGUUUGAGGAGCGAGGAUUUCAUACACAAGUUUGCGUUCAAUGCAAACUUGUCCCGUGCUGAUGAGAAGUCAGUUGAAUAUUUUUUUAAGACCAGAGAAUCCCGGUCUGUAGGACCGGUGACAUUAUACCAAGAUUUAAUGAAUGAAACUAAAAAGAUACUCGAAGAAUGACCUGUGCUUGUGUUCCCCAUAGAGACCAUGCGCUGCCAGCCAGCUGUGUGUGGGUGUGGGUGCGUGCGUGCGUGUGUGGAAAUGUAAAGAAUGCACCCCAGCCAAAAUUUUCAAGUCCAAACCCAUCCCUUUUUUAACUUUUUUUUUUUUUAAUAAUUAAUAGCCAGAUAUUCACAAGCCUGGAGAUUUGAACAAAGCCCUCACUUAGGGGCUACAUCUGGCUGUGGCUUUAACAGCAGCUUGCAGUGAAUUCUGUUGGUGCUUUCCUUCUCUAUGCUUGUUUUUGUAUUCACAUGAAACGGGGGGCGGACUGACUGCUAAGCUGUUACUGCCAAACUUUUCUCUCCCCUAAAGCUGAUGUCAUUAUUACAAGUCUGUACUGGUGUGUGUUGGGAUGGGGGUGUCGGUCCGGAUUCUGUCCCGUUGGGGGGUGACUGAGACACAAGGUGGUCAGGAUCCCUUGCCCGACCCCUCCACCCGGAUCAGGGUCACGACGUCUGGCAGAGAAUGAACUGGGUGGGGUUCAAACCCACCUCCCUGAAGGUGCGAGAUGUGAGCAGCUGGAAGAUUGUAAAUAAGGACAGCAAUGUUAUAAAUAAUAUAGAGGUCUCUGAAAGAGGCAAUAACAAUCCAAUGAAAAGUUUUUUGUACGUAUCGGAUAACAAUGACUGGAGGAGAGAUUAUAGAUAUUAAAAAGUGAUGAAAGUAAACAAA
This is a messenger RNA of Acipenser ruthenus (sterlet), 3919 nucleotides long. RefSeq names its product glypican-4-like. The transcript is spliced from 9 exons. Lineage: Eukaryota; Metazoa; Chordata; Actinopteri; Acipenseriformes; Acipenseridae. The coding region runs from base 713 to 2371 and encodes 552 amino acids. Gene Ontology annotation, cellular component: cell surface; plasma membrane; synapse. Gene Ontology annotation, biological process: cell migration; regulation of signal transduction; regulation of protein localization to membrane. The record is from RefSeq and is a predicted model, not a curated record.